AUGAGGGGCUUGAUAUUAACCGUGCUUUUAACCCUGGUGGGGAGCCAGCAUCUUAAUUACCAACCCGAUUUCAGUGAAAACAAGGUUUAUACGUAUAACCAUGAAAGUAUACUUCUCAGUGGACUUCCAGAGAAAGGACUCGCAAGAGCUGGAAUAAGAAUAAAAAGUAAAGUGGAAAUUAGUGGUAUUGGGCCAAAACUUUGUCUUAUUAGGAUUCACUCAAUCGAAGCAGCAGAGUACAAUGGCAUCUGGCCUACAAGCUCAUUCUCUCGAUCACUGAAACUGACUCAGGCACUAACUGGACAACUUAGUAAUCCCAUCAAGUUUGAGUAUAGCAAUGGACACAUUGGAAACCUCAUGGCUCCUGAUUCUGUCUCGGAUGAUGGUCUGAACAUCUACAGAGGGAUUCUGAACGUGCUGGAACUCAGUAUGAAGAAGAUGCAGCAUUCAUACAGUUUACAGGAGGCUGGGAUUGGAGGUAUUUGUAACACAACAUAUGCAAUUCAAGAAAACAAGAGAGCAAACCUAGUCUAUGUGACCAAAUCCAAGGACCUGAACAGUUGUGAAGAGAAAGUCCAAGUGGUCACAGGUUCAGCAUACACUCAUCCAUGCCGGACCUGCCAGCAGAGAAACAAGAAUUCCCGGGCAACUGCUACUUACAGUUACAAAAUUAAAUAUGCACGUAAUGAAGCUGUAAUCACACAAGCUGAUGUCGAGGAAAUACACCAGUUUGCACCAUUCAAUGAGAUAACAGGAGGAAAUGUUAUAGUGGAAGCAAGGCAGAAACUUGCCUUGAUUGAUGUGCAAAAGCACUUGGCAGAGGUCCCACCAAAAGAAUUCCAGAAACGUGGGUCACUUCAGUACCAGUUUGGCAGUGAAUUGCUUCAGCUUCCUGUCCACUUAUUCAAAAUAAAAGAUGUGGAAAGCCAGAUAGAAGAAAGCCUGCAAGACCUAGUAGAGACCACAUACGAACAGCUUCCCAGUGAUGCACCAGCGAAAGCCCUCAAGCUUAUGCACCUCUUCCGUGCUGCAAAUGAGGAGAAUUACGAGUCAGUGUGGAAACGGUUCUCAAAUCGGCCAGCAUACAGGCGCUACUUUUUGGAUAUACUUCCUGCAGUGGCCAGUCACCGUGCACUCAAGUUCUUGAGGCAUAAAAUGGAAAAACAGGAGCUCACCAACUGGGAAGUGGCUCAGUCAGCACUUGUGGCUCUGCAUUCGAGCACACCAACUCGGGACGUGAUGGAGGAAGCUACACUCAUCGUGAAAAAGCAUUGUCCACGCUCAAGUACUGUACUUGGAAAGGUUUGCCAUCUCAGCUAUGCAUCACUGUGCCACAAACAGUGCUCCUCAUCAGACUCCUGCUCUGAAUGUCUCCAGCUACUCCAUGGCUUUGCAGGAGAGGCACUGAGCAAGUCUAACACAGAAGAAAUUUCCCUGGCCUUGAAAGCCCUUGGAAAUGUGGGACAUCCAGCCAGCAUCAAGCACAUCAAGAAAUUUUUGCCUGGAUAUGCAGCUGGUGCCUCGGAUCUGCCACUCAAAGUCCAUGCGACUGCUGUGAUGGCCCUGAAAAAUAUAGGCAUAAGAGACCCAAAAAUGGUCCAGGCUACCACACUUGAGAUUUUCCUGAAUCACAGAGUUCAUCCUCAGGUUCGAAUGUUAGCUGCAGUGGUUUUGCUUGAAACCAAGCCAGGUAUUCCAAUCCUGAUGACAUUAGCGGAUGCUGUGCUGAAGGAACCUAGCAUGCAAGUGGCAAGUUUCAUCUACUCUCACCUGAGGGCCCUGGGUAGAAGCACAGCUCCGGAUCUUCAAGUGAUGGCUUCUGCCUGCAGAAUGGCUGUCAGAGUACUAAGUCCCAAAUUUGACAGAUCUGGAUAUCAGUUCAGCAAGGUUUUCCGCUUCAGUAUGUUUAAAGAGUUCCUUAUGAGUGGACUGGCAGCUAAAUAUUUGGUACUGAAUAAUGCAGGCAGCUUAAUUCCAACAACAGCAAUAUCCCACCUGCGGACACAUUUCCUUGGAAGAGUUGCUGAUCCCUUUGAGGUGGGAAUAACAGUUGAAGGACUGCAGGAGGUGUUUGCUAAAGGUUACUCUCCUGACAGGGACUGGGAGACUGACUAUGACUUCAGGGAAAUCCUGAAAACGCUCUCGGACUGGAAGGCACUCCCGAGUGACCAACCUUUUGCUUCAGGCUACUUGAAGAUAUUUGGCCAAGAAUUGUUCUUUGGUGGACUUGAUAAAAACACCAUCCAAAAUGCAUUGCAGGCAUGGUAUGGACCUGAUGAAAAAAUCCCUUCAAUAAGGAGAUUAAUCAGUAACCUUCAAAGUGGCAUAGGGAGGCAGUGGACCAAGGCUUUACUGUCCUCUGAGAUCCGUCGUAUCGUGCCUACCUGUGUUGGGUUCCCAAUGGAGACCAGCUUCUAUUACUCUUCUGUCACAAAGGUGGCAGGAAAUGUUCAAGCACAGAUUACACCUUCUCCAAGGUCUGAUUUCAGAUUGACUGAGUUACUGCAAGCCAACAUUAGGCUGCGAUCCAAAAUGAGUCUAAGCAUGGCUAAGGAUAUGACCUUUGUAAUCGGGAUCAACACAAACAUGAUCCAGGCAGGGUUGGAAGCACAUACCAAGAUUAAUGCUCAUGUACCUGUGAAUGUUAUUGCCACUGUCCAGAUGAAGGAAAAAAGUAUCAAAGCUGAAAUUCCUCCGUGUAAAGAAGAGACUAACUUAUUUACUGUAAGGUCUAAGACAUUUGCUGUUACACGAAAUAUUGAAGAUUUGGCUGCUAGUAAGAUGACUCCAGUUCUUCGACCUGAAGCAGUGCUUGACAUAAUGAAGAUGUCCUUCGAUUCAGAUUCUGCAUCAGGCGAGACUGAUAACAUCAGGGACAGACAGUCUGUAGAAGAUGUUUCAUCAGGAAAUUCCUUCUCCUUUGGACAUUCUUCUUCCCGGAAGGAGCCAUUUGUUCAGUCUAUAUGCUCCAAUGCAAGUACAUUUGGGGUUCAAGUGUGUAUUGAGAGGAAGAGCAUACAUGCAGCAUUUAUCAAAAAUGUGCCUCUUUACUACUUAGUUGGAGAACAUGCCCUUAGAAUGAGCUUCAAGCCAGUUUACACAGAGGCACCUAUUGAAAAAAUACAAGUCACAAUUCAAGCUGGGGACCAAGCUCCUGCAAAAAUGGUACGUUUGGUAACAUUUGAAGAUCCAGAGACACAAGCAUCUUCCAGCAAAGAAGCAAUCAAAAGAGUGAAGAAAAUCCUUGAUGACACUGUUGAUGACCAGGGAAUAAGAAAAUCCAGAAGCUCCUCAUCCAGUGCCAGCAGCGCCAGCGGAAGUGCUGAAAGUACAAAGAGCAGCGCAUCCAGCAGCAACUCUGACAACAGAGCAUCACAAGGAGGGACCCGGACAAAUCUGAAAUCAAGACAGUCUAAAGCCAAAGAAAAGAAAUUCUACCCCUUUGGGGACAGUAGCAGUAGCAGCAGCAGUGGCAGUAGUAGUAGCAGUAGUAGCAGUAGCAAGAGCAGUAGUAGCAGCAGUAGCAGCAGAAACAGCAGCAAGGGGAGCAGCAGUAGUAGCAGCAAAAGCAACAGCAGCAGCAAGGGUGGCAGCAGCAGUAGUAGCAAAGCAUCUGGUAUAAGGCAUAAGGCUAAGAAGCAGUCCAAGACCACAUCAUUUCCACAUGCCAGUGCUGCUGAAGGAGAGAGAAGUGUCCGUGAGCAGAAACAGAAAACACAGAGUAGCAGCAGUAGCAGCAGAAGCGCCAGCAGCAACAGCAGAAGCACCAGCAGUAGCACCACCAGCAGCAGUGAAAGCACUGGUGUUUCCCAUCAUCACAGCAAAUAUGACAGACAAGGUGAAACGAAACAUGUCAAGUCCCAAUUUAACAGUCACAGUAGUUACGACUUAUCUACCGAAUGGGAAAGUCACCUGCCAAAAGUAUACCGGCUCCGCUUCAGGUCUGCUCACACCCAUUGGCAUCCAGAACAGAAGAGAUCCAGCAGCUCAUCAUCAGCCUCCUCGGAGUCAGGAAGCAGCCACAGCAACAGCAGCAGCAGCAGUGACAGCAGCAACAGGAGAAGUCACACAGGUGGCACCAGCAGCAGCAGCAGCAGCCACCGCCACGGGGUAACAGCUGGGCACAGCUCAAGAAGCCACAUGAGCAGAGGAGCCAGCGUUCACCACAACCAUGAUUCCAGCCUGACUCACGAGCGCAACUUCCUGGGAGACGUAAUUCCACCUGGCAUUACGAUUGUGGCACAGGCAGUAAGGAGUGACAACAGAAAUCAAGGUUAUCAAGCUACAGCAUAUGUUCGUUCUGAUGCUGCCAAAGUUGAUGUGCAACUAGUUGUGGUUCAGUUGGCUGAAACCAAUUGGAAAGCAUGUGCUGAUGCUGUAAUACUGCCUCUGAAAGCACAGGCUAGACUGAGAUGGGGCAAGGAAUGCCGGGACUACAGAAUAGCAGCCAUGGCUACCACAGGCCAACUGGCAAGGAAGCCAGCCAUGCAGCUGAAGGUGCAGUGGGGAAAUCUUCCAUCCUGGAUAAAAAAGACAAGCACAACAUUCAUGCAAUAUGUUCCUGGUGCAGCACUCAUGUUGGGCUUCUCAGAGGCACAUCAGAGAAAUCCAUCUCAUGAAUUUAUAGCAAGGGCAGCUGCAACAUCUCCACGAACAAUUGAUACAGUAAUUAAAGUUCCUGGGGUAACACUCUACUAUCAGGGACUCCGAAUGCCAUUCACUUUGCCCUUAGGGCCAUCUUCAUCUUAUAACACUCGAGAUAUCACUGCCUGGAAUGUCUUUCCUGAAAUAGCUUCACAAAUAGCACAAGAAGAUCAAUCUACAUGUGAAAUCAGCGGGGGAAAUUUCAAAACGUUUGAUCGCAUGAGCCAUACAUAUUCUUUCAAUAAAAGCUGCAACCUGAUAGUGGCCCAAGACUGUACUGAACACCCAAGAUUCAUCAUUACUACAAGAAAGGUUGAUCCCCAGUCUUUCUCAAGAGAGGUUCACAUAAAUACAAGCUCAGCCAACAUCACAAUCUGUCCUGCAGCAAAUUCAUCUCUCCUUGUGGCAUGCAAUGAAGAAUCGGUACUAUUACACAGUGGAGAUUCUGAAUAUGAAAAAGGUAAUAUUAAAAUUUAUAAAAAUGGAACAACAGUUAUUGUGGAAGCUCCAACACAUGGACUGAAGAAUGUAACUUUUGAUGGAAUGAUCCUUAAGAUUACUGUUGCUGCAUGGAUGAGAGGAAAGACCUGUGGAGUUUGUGGAAAUAAUGACAGAGAAAAGCACAAUGAACUCCUAAUGCCAAAUCAUAAACUGGCGCACAGCUCUUCUGCUUUUGUUCAUUCAUGGGUAUUGCUAGAAGAAACCUGUUCUGGUGGGUGCAAACUGCAGCGCAGUUAUGUGAAGCUAAAUCGAAAUCCUACUAUUGAUGGAGAGGAGUCUACAUGCUAUUCUGUUGACCCAGUACUGAAAUGUAUGAAAGACUGUACUCCAAUCGAAAAAACUUCGGUUAAGGUUGGCUUCCACUGUUUCCCAAAAGAUACUGCUGUAAGCCUGCUGGAAUGGCAGAGAAGCAGCGAUAAGAAAUCUGCAUCUGAGGAUGUUGUGGAGUCUGUGGAUGCUGACAUUGAUUGUACCUGCACUGGCGACUGUAGUUAA
Molecule: messenger RNA, 5640 nt
Organism: Cygnus atratus (black swan)
Lineage: Eukaryota; Metazoa; Chordata; Aves; Anseriformes; Anatidae
Product: vitellogenin-1
Exons: 35
Coding region: 1-5640 (1879 amino acids)
Biological process (GO): lipid transport
Molecular function (GO): lipid carrier activity
Source: RefSeq, a predicted model, not a curated record